Messenger RNA from Python bivittatus (Burmese python), 1989 nucleotides. RefSeq lists its product as uncharacterized. The record is from RefSeq and is a predicted model, not a curated record. Gene Ontology annotation, cellular component: membrane. Lineage: Eukaryota; Metazoa; Chordata; Lepidosauria; Squamata; Pythonidae.
CUAGGACCCAGUCAAACCACAAGUCAGAGCAAUAGAUGAAUUAUUAAGCAAAGAGGUGGAACAGAGCAGCUAGAACUGCCAAGCACUUAGCCCCGGUUGGAAGAGCUGGAGAGCGACUGCUGUGGGAAAGAAAGGGCCGAUUCUGGAGAACUAAGGAGCACAAACAGCCUUUGCAGAACCACCACGGGAGAAGAGAAAGACCUCCUCGCGCAAUGAGUAACGCAGGUUAUGAAAAGGUCACAGGCGGCGUACCUAACCCCCAGGAUCUACCACCCCCUUACUCUGAUCCAGUGCAGCCACCUCUUCAUCCAACAGCCCCUGGGGCUUAUGAAGCUCAUCCUCCUAUGCCAAACCAGCUUUAUUAUGGCAUGGCUGUCCAAGACCCCAAGGAAGAGCCAGUUCGUCAACCCGUCGAACUCACCAAUGAGCCUGACCACCUGGCCUACGCCAUUUUCACUAUGCUUUGCUGUUGUCUACCCCUGGGUGUCGCUGCCUUAGUUUACUCUAUACUGACCCGAGAGGCCAACCGUGAAGGGAACAGCACCGCUGCACAACGCAACUCCAGGCUGGCACGGAUUUUGGCCCAUUCAGCGCUCGGGGUGGGGAUCGGCGUCCUCAUCAUAUAUAUCAUCUUCAUUGUACUUAUGCGAGUUGCAUUGAAAUGAACAUCUCUCAGUCCCUAUAUAACUCCUAGGAGCACAUGAUACAGCCUAAAACAGUGACACUGCCCCACCCAUAGACAAGUGAUGAAUCAAAAACUAUGGAACGUACACCUCUAUGAGAAAAAAUGAAGAAAUGGAAUGUUUCUGGAUCCAUUUCUGUUUGUUCAAUUUACCUUUCUAUAUAAAAUUACCUAGUUGUACUCCCCCAGAAAGAGCUGACUCACAAUUGGGGGGGGGGGUCCUCCUGGACUCGCGGCUCCUGCUGAAAGAGCAGGUGGCCGCAGUGGCACAAGUUUGCCUUGUGCACCCACUGGGCCCAUGUCUGGAUCGAGAGGCUGUUCUCACGAUAACGCAUGCUUUAGUCAUCUCCCAGCUGGAUUACUCUAAUUUCUGGCACAUGGGGCUGCCCUUAAAGAACAUUCGAAAGCUGCAACUCAUCCAAAAUGCAGCCACGCAGGCAAUUUGGGGCAUUUCACAAUAUCCUCAUGUAAAGCCUCUGUUCUGAGUGCACUGGCUUCCAGGAGGCUUCUGGAUGCAAUCUAAGAUGCUGGUUAUCACCUAUAAAGCCCUACAUUGGUUGCACAGGGCUGGGUUAUCUGCAGGGCCACCUGUCCCUGAUUGUUUCUGCUCACCCUACCAGAACCAGCAGGUUGGCAUGCUCCAAGUCCCUUCUAUUAGGCAGUGUCACCUUUGGAAUCCAGGAGUCACACCUUCUCAAUUGCAGCACCUGCUGUAUGGAACAGCAUCCCCACAGACACACGGCUUGCCCCCCACCCUGUUGGCCUUUCAUAAGGCAUUAAAGACCAGGCUAUUCCGUAGACUUUUGGGCUCAUUUAACCUUGUUGGCAGAUUUGCUUAAUUCUGGUCUUUGGAUUAGAAGUUUAUGAUUUUCAGACCUUACAUAUAUGUUCUAUUACUUAGUUUUGGAUGAUUAUAUAUAUAUUUGCUGGUUUUGGCUUUAACCCUGUGUUCACUGCCUAGAGUCACUGCUGGGAGAUGGGUGCUAUGUAGAUAGCUUAAAUAAAUAGAAUUAUUGUGUUUUCUGGUCUUCCUCUCCUGUGGUGUCAUUGGGCUGUUUGUUGGACUUAGGUCUCUCCUAAGUUCAGUGUAGGCCUCAUAUAUUUUACAUAUUUUAUAUAUUCGUAAUAAAUACAUGUUGCAUAUUUUAUAUAUACUCAUAACUUGUAUGGUUCACCAACCUCCAUGUCCCACCCCUUUAAUAAAGACCAUUCAGUUGUAUUGGCUAAAUUUCUUCCAUGGCUGUCCAGCAUGUUUUGAUUUAUUCAGCUAAAUAAAUCAAUAAAUGAUACCUCUCAUGAUUUUGAAA